CUCAUGUGGCGACGAAACGAAAGGCAGGAAAAAGAAACGGAAACCCCAGUAUUCCGGGCAUUUUCUUGUAAUAAUAAUAACACUGUAACGCUUCAACUGCUCUUUCUCUCUUUCAGUGCCGUUUCUCUACCUAUAUCUGCAUUGGAGAGCACAGCCCCAUGAUUUUUUCUCCUUAUACGUUACGGUGUUACAGAAAAUCAGAGUUGAUCUCGUCGAAGGCAACUUCGUGACUAUGGUGUCCAUCACUUCAGUCGAAUUGAAUUAUCUCGUCUUUCGUUACCUCCAUGAAUCAGGUUUCACACAUUCUGCUUUUGCUUUAGGAUAUGAGGCAGGGAUUAACAAAAGCCCUAUUGAUGGCAAUUUAGUUCCGCCAGGUGCUCUUGUUACAUUUAUACAAAAAGGACUUCAAUAUCUUGAGCUGGAAUCAAACUUGAGUACUAGUGAUGGAGACGAGGAUGAUGACUUCUCCUUUUUACAACCUUUGGAUCUUAUAACUAAGGAUGUCUAUGAACUACGGCAAAUAAUAAGGGAGAAAAAAGAACAUCUUCAGAAGGAGAAAGACAAGAAGGAUAAGGAAAAAGAGAAGGAAUAUGACCGGGAGCGUGAACGUGAACAAAUACGAGAAAGAGAGAAGGAAAGGCUGGAAAGAGAAAGAGAACGCGAGAAGGAGAAAGAAAGAAUAGAAAAUAAGGAGCAUGAAAAGGAAAAGGAAAAAGAAAAGGAAAAGGAAAAAGAAAAGGAAAAGGAAAAGGAAAAGGAAAAGGAAAAGGAAAAAGAAAAGGAAAAGGAAAAGGAAAAGGAAAAGGAAAAGGAAAAAGAAAAGGAAAAGCAGAAUGAAGAUAUUGCUGAUAGAGAACCAGUCAGAGAUCGUGAAGAGAAGAUCAAUGUCAAGCUCGAAGAUAAUGGAGUUGGUGGAGGGCCGGAGCCAAUGGAUAUAUGUACUAGUUCUCCAUCUGUCCCUUGUGUAAUUUCAGCAUCAGAAGUAACUAUUUUGGAAGGACAUACUUCUGAGGUUUUUGUUUGUGCAUGGAGUCCUGUAGGCUCACUUCUAGCAUCAGGGUCUGGAGAUUCAACAGCCCGGAUUUGGUCAAUUCCAGAUGGGCCUUGUAGCUCUAGUAUGCAGAGUGGGCCUCCAAAUGUACUAGUCUUGAAACAUUUUAAGGGUAGAACCAAUGAGAAAAGCAAGGAUGUCACUACACUUGAUUGGAAUGGGGAGGGAACACUACUCGCAACAGGGUCUUAUGAUGGGCAAGCAAGAAUAUGGAGUAGAGAUGGGGAGCUGAGGAGUACAUUAAACAAACACAAAGGACCCAUCUUCUCUCUAAAGUGGAACAAGAAGGGUGAUUGUCUUCUUAGUGGCAGUGUUGAUAAAACAGCCAUUGUGUGGGAUGUGAAGACUGGGGAAUGGAAGCAACAGUUUGAUUUUCAUUCAGCUCCAACCCUCGAUGUUGACUGGAGAAACAAUGUUUCCUUCGCAACGUGCUCAACAGACAACAUGAUUUAUGUUUGCAAGAUUGGAGAGCCUCGUGCCAUUAAGACCUUUUCAGGCCAUCAGGGAGAAGUUAAUGCUAUCAAGUGGGAUCCAACUGGCUCAUUGUUGGCUUCUUGCUCUGAUGAUUUCACUGCAAAGAUAUGGAGCAUGAAGCAGGACAAGUAUGUGCAUGAUUUGAGGGAGCACGUCAAGGAGAUAUAUACCAUCAGAUGGAGCCCUACGGGGCCAGGUACCAACAAUCCCAAUCAGCAGUUAGUGCUUGCAAGUGCAUCCUUUGACUCAACCAUCAAGCUUUGGGAUGUGGAGCAUGGGAAUCUUCUCUAUAGCUUAAAUGGUCACAGGGACCCCGUAUACUCUGUUGCAUUUAGCCCAAAUGGGGAGUAUUUGGCGAGUGGAUCUCUAGAUAAAUGCAUGAACAUCUGGUCAACCCGAGAAGGGAAGCUUGUUAAAACUUUCACUGGUAAUGGUGGCAUAUUUGAAGUCUGCUGGAACAAAGAAGGUGACAAGAUUGCUGCAUGUUUUGCCAACAGCACUGUCUGUGUCAUGGAUUUCCGAAUGUAGUAAGCUAAACUUCUUCAGGACUUCUACAUGCAUUUGCUGAACGGUGUUGCGGGCAUAUUUAGUUUUUGAAAUGCAUUUAUGAAUCAUUAUGAAGUUAAAGCUAUACCAGCUCUGGUAUCCUAAAUGGCUCACUGUUUUAGUGUCUCCAUUAAUUUUUUUGGUUCAUGCUCCAAUGUUGUUACUGCUUAUGAAUGAUCAGAUUUGUCUUCCAUGGUAGAAAUGGCAGAAGCAGAUUCUGACCUCCUGUACAGCUUAAUGUUUCUAAGAGUAGAUAAAUUUGAUCCUGUUUAGAUGAA
This is a messenger RNA of Macadamia integrifolia, 2349 nucleotides long. Its product is annotated as WD40 repeat-containing protein HOS15-like. Gene Ontology annotation, cellular component: histone deacetylase complex. The transcript has 14 exons. The record is from RefSeq and is a predicted model, not a curated record. NCBI's taxonomy places the organism in Eukaryota, Viridiplantae, Streptophyta, Magnoliopsida, Proteales, Proteaceae. The coding region runs from base 233 to 2053 and encodes 606 amino acids. Gene Ontology annotation, molecular function: transcription corepressor activity; protein binding. Gene Ontology annotation, biological process: regulation of transcription by RNA polymerase II.